CCCUCUCCUCGUUGCCCUCUUGUAAGAAGGAAAAAGAACGUCCGAUUCUUCUGACAUUUGCAGGUGCAUUGUCCAAUAUGGAUGACUUCUUCGGAAAAUUGAAGAAGGCCCUUUUCGAGUCUGAGGAAUCGAUGGGAAAUGAAGAACUUUCCGAGGCUUCACUUUCUCGUGUUGGCCAUCACAAUCAUGGUCUUGUGCCGGGCAAAGCUGAGAGUGAGGCUGCCAUUCAUCGCAUGAAAGAAACUUCUGUCGACAGUGUCACACCAACACGGAUGAUUAUCACUGAAAAUGUGCAGAAUCUCGAUGAUGUCGCUUCUUCCCAGCUGCCUUCAAUGAAGAACAUUUCAAGAACGAUUCAGAGGAAGAGAGAGAAGAACAGCAAUAAUCCGGAUCUUCCUCAGUCUCAUAUAGGUUUCGAGAUCCCGGACGCGUUCAAGGUGACAAGCAAGGGUACUAAGUUCCUUCUUUUUGAUAGCGGCAAGAAUGACUCAAAUAGGAUUCUGAUCUUCUGUGCAGAAAGAAAUCUUGACCUCCUACAGGAUUCGCAGCAUAUCUUCAUGGAUGGUACCUUCAAAGUAGUUCCUGCGAUAUUUUUUCAGCUCUUCACAAUUCACGCGUUGGUUUUUAGCGCCACGGUCGUUCCUCUUGUCUAUGUUCUCAUGCAUUCCAAAACAGAGAACGACUACGUGAGAGUGAUGGAAAAGUUAAAUGAACUUCGUCCAAACCUUAAUCCUGCAACAGUGCUGAGCGACUUUGAAAAGGCCUCUAUCAAUACCACUAAAAAGGUCUUUCCAGAAGUCACACAAUCAGGUUGUCUUUUUCUUCUUUGCCAAUCUCUGUAUCGCAAAGUGCAAGGCGAAGGCCUUCAGGCUGCCUACGGGACUGAUCCACAACUUUCAAUUCACCUCCAAAUGCUACCAGCACUGGCUUUUGUUCCCUCUGACGAAGUGGCUGAUGCUUUCCAGGAUCUCGCCGAAGUCCUUCCAGAGCCUCGGAAAAAGAAAUACAAGGCAGCUGAUGAUCGCCUCCUGACCUUGGUCGAGCAGCGGCAGUCAAGGGAUGUCCUCAGGGACGCCAGGAGGUCCGAGUAG
Molecule: messenger RNA, 1091 nt
Organism: Darwinula stevensoni
Lineage: Eukaryota; Metazoa; Arthropoda; Ostracoda; Podocopida; Darwinulidae
Source: the annotation of a GenBank genome assembly